AUGACACAACCAGAGUUUCUCUGUCAACUUGAAUAUGUUGGAUUAUCCAGCUGUGCUGAGAAGAGAAUCCAGCGCGGAAUAAACAAGAGUUUUCGGAAGUCGUUGAAAGCACAACCUAGGCCGACGGUGCUGGCUGUCUACAAUGAUCGCUUUACAUUCAGUUACAAAAAAACCUACCUCAGGUUCCACGACAUCAGAAAGAUCUGUGCGUCUGAGUUCCACAAAACCGUGGUGGCGUGCACUUCAAUUGACGACGACGUGAAAAUCAUUACCAUGCGGUUCGCCAAAGAUAGGGACUACAGGAGGACUGUGCUAAGGUUAAUUGGACUGGUCAGGAAGAAUAUUGAACCCAUUUUCUCACGGAUCGAUACUACUGAAGUUCAUACAACCGAUAUGCAAUCGAUUAGCUUAUCGCCGAUCACUGCAAGCGGCGAGGAACCGUAUCCAACGAUGGAACCUACCCGAAGGUCAGCAAUUUACGAGGUUUACAACCGCGCUGGGAUAGAAACGUCCAGACGCCAGUCUCGCUCGGAAGUAGGUAGGUCGAAUCGGCUGUUGAGUUCCGCAAUUAUCACACCACCACAGUCGCCUAUCUUUGCGGAGAACACACCGAGGCAGGCAGCUCGUCCCACAGCAAUCACCCCGCCACAGCCACCUACUCCCGUAGUGGUCAUACCGAAGCAGACAUCUGAUUCCACAUCAACCACGUCAUCAGCGUCAGCUGAUUCAACAGAGGCCAUCGAGACGCGAGCAUCUCGCCCAGUGCGGCAGAAACUGAUAACUCCAUCUCGUUCGACAAAAGCCACUCAGAAGCAGACUUCAGGUUAUCCAGUGGCUACGCAGACACGGAAAUCGCGUUCUAUGCCGCCCACGCCAAUACCUACGUCUCGCCACACAGUGUCCACGCAAAAGCAUCCAUCGGGUUAUCCCGCGGCCACGCAGACGCUGAAACCUCGUCCCAAACAACCCACGCCAAUGCCCUCGUCUCGUCACGCAGUGGCCAGGUCAGACCAACCACCUGCUUCCAUAGGGUCUGCGUCAAGACAUUCAUCGUCAUCUCCAACGCCGAUGCAUUCAACUAAUUCCAUAGUCACCCAGCAGAGGCAUCUCAUUCAUCCUGCAGUGCUAACACCGAGGUGGCAACAUCGUUCGAGAGCACCAAUGCAGACACCCUCUAGAUCCUCGUCGCCAUCUCCACCCACUCCAUAUGUGUCUGUGAGACGAACAUCUGUGGGCUACAUCCGCACCAGGUCGCUUUCCCCAGAUGGGUUGGAUGCAGACUUAGUCACUAGUUUCGUGAAGUUUGAGGAGCACUGGCGGCCUAGGUGUGUUAAAGGCAUGCCACCAGCCACUGGUGAAUCCCCUAUUGUCCUGGAAGCGUUCUACGAAGUAAAAGGUCGCCCUAGGAAGGCUGCUGUGGACGCCGUGAAGCCCAGGCCCAAACGCAGGCAACCAAGGAAGCGCGUGACGUCGAAUAAGGAGGGAAUCUACCGCUACCUCUCCCAGUAUGACUCCGACACUGACGCCAGUUCUGUGUCGGAUACGUCAGAGGACAAACCAAGCCCCCUAUCCCCAGCUGUCCUCACCCAGAAGAAAGACUCUGAGGUCAGCAAAAACACCGCCCCAGAUCCCAGUAAGCCCCUUUCACCCGCGUUAGUUGAGCCUCCAAGAGUACCUACCCCCUCUGGACAGGGAAACGCCAAUGUAGUGGAGAUACCUACCUCCUAG
This is a messenger RNA of Mesocestoides corti, 1728 nucleotides long. The record is from the annotation of a GenBank genome assembly. NCBI's taxonomy places the organism in Eukaryota, Metazoa, Platyhelminthes, Cestoda, Cyclophyllidea, Mesocestoididae.